This is a messenger RNA of Corticium candelabrum, 3046 nucleotides long. RefSeq names its product AT-rich interactive domain-containing protein 4B-like. The transcript is spliced from 24 exons. Gene Ontology annotation, molecular function: transcription cis-regulatory region binding. The record is from RefSeq and is a predicted model, not a curated record. Gene Ontology annotation, cellular component: nucleus. NCBI's taxonomy places the organism in Eukaryota, Metazoa, Porifera, Homoscleromorpha, Homosclerophorida, Plakinidae. Gene Ontology annotation, biological process: regulation of transcription by RNA polymerase II. The coding region runs from base 106 to 2919 and encodes 937 amino acids.
UGAGGAGCAAGCAGAGUGGUGAACAAGCGAGAGAGACGCAGCCUGUUCGGCUUUCCCCAGCGCGCAGCUUUCGAGAUCAACACACCGCCGCCAUCCCAACUCAUCAUGUCGAACGAACCGGCGAGCCUGAGUCGUGGCACAGAAGUGAGCGCCAAAUACAAGGGAGCGUUCUGCGAGGCAACAGUCAAAGAAGUGAAGAAACUGGUGAAAUGCAAGGUUAACUUUAAGGGUAAAGGGAUACACACGAUUUCGGAUGAAUUCGUGAGGAGCAGCAAACCUCUAAAGAUAUCGUCCACCGUCGAGGCUAAGCAUCCCGAUGGAACAUACAGCGAAGGGACGAUUGUCAAACUGACCGACGCGAGUCAGUAUACAGUGGUGUUUGAUGACGGAGAUGAGAGGACGCUGCGACGCACGUCGUUGUGUCUGAAGGGAGAGAAGCAUUAUGAUGAGACGGAGACUUUGAAUCAUUUGCCUCUGACGAAUCCGGAAUAUUUCGGGACGCCUGUUUCGCAGGGUUCCGGGUCUGGCAAAAAGGGAAGAAAACGAAGGAGACCAAGUGCCUCGAGUGUUGACGAUGAAUUAGAUGACGACAUCUCAGACAUGAACGCAAGUAAGAAACUAAACUUUGGAGGACCAAAUGUCGGAAAGGUCGUGUUCAUCGAAAGUGGAGAAAGACGCAGGAACAUGUGGAUACCAGCCUUGGUUGUCCCUCGCUCUUUGGCUGAAGACUACGAUUUGUCAUCUACAGAUCAGUCUCUAGUACGAUCGUUCAAGGACGGCAAGUUUUACGUCGCUCAGCUCAGUGAAAUGAGAGACUUCUCGGAGGAUUCAGAGUUGUUGAUAUCAAUAGAGAAAGGUGAACUGCCUGGCAACAAGCAAGCGAAUCAAAUUGCUCUUCAGUAUCUCGAUACCGGGAAGUUGCCGUGGGACAUGCAGCUUGACCUACACAACGAGUCGGCUGAAGAUGAUGAAGAAUAUCACAGCAGGAAGGAGAAAUUUCUAGCUGCACUUUAUAGAUUUAUGAAUGACAGAGGAAGUCCUAUAGAGCAAGUGCCACUUUUUGGCAAUAACCCCAUUGACCUUUGUCGUCUGUACCAUGUUGUAAAGGAAAUUGGAGGAAUGAACGAAGUUACAAAGCAGAUGAAAUGGCCAAACAUUGUUUCACAAUUGAACUUUACUAUUUCAUCUCCAGCAUCUUCAGCUACUGUAAAGACAUUGUAUAGAAAGUAUUUGUAUCCUUUUGAGGCUUUCGAAGAUCGUGGCUCAGAUGCUGUAACAGAACACGAGGAAAGUCCAAUGCCAGAAGACCAACCCAAACCAAUCAGUGAAGAAAAACAAGACAAACCAGCUGAUAAAGAGAUCAUACAUCUCACCACCAAAGAGGAAGUAGCACAUGAAACAUCAAGUCAAGAGAUUGAAGAAAAUGUUGCCAUCAAGGUUGAGGAGAACAAAAAAGAGCAACAAGCUGUGGAUAUGAGCAGUCAAGAGGAAGAAGUCACACCAUGUGACCAAUACUGUGUCUUUGAUAACAUCAAAGUUAGAUAUGGUAGAGGAAGAUCUUCAACUGUUUAUGAGGCAAAAAUUGUAGAUAUCAAGAAAGUCAAAGGUACGGUGCAAUAUCUCGUUCAUUAUCCGGGCUGGAACUCACGGUUUGACGAGUGGAUACGUUGUGAGCGAAUUGAAGGUCGUAGCAGCAAACCGACAAGGAAACGAAUGGUGGCAAAUGGUCAACCUGCAAGGGGGAGAGGCAGAGGGUCAGUGAGAAAAUCUCGGUCUCAGUCAAUCCUACCGAUGGAAACAAAUGUUCCGUCUCAGUCGGCAUUGGCUCGAAAUGGACGACACGAGAGAAGAAUCAGCUUGGCAGAAAGCAUGCCGGAUUCUGUUUCAAGGAGCAGCAAACGGUGGAAGUACAACCGCACACAGUCAAUCGAUGGUGAUAAAGAAGCCACAGCUGCUGCUGACGAGUCCAAACCAGAAACACCAGAAACUGACAGCAAACAGACUAAACAAGAAGACGCAGCAUCAGCAGUUGAUAAUGUGGACGAGAAGGCAGAGAAGGUGGAAGUAGAAACGACCGAAAAAGAGAACGCAGACGUAACUGCCAACAACGAGGUGGAGAGUAAAGAUGCAAACGAGUUGAACCAACCAGACGUGCCACAGAGUGAGAUAUUCGACGAGGUCAUGUGUGAGUCGGAUGCCGUGGGCGUGGACGUUCCCGACGACGUGAAGAUCCGCGAAGCUGCUCUCACUCUCGGUGGCCUGCAGUACACGUCGCGUCAUCCGUCACCCGACAGUUGCGAAGUUGCUACGUUGUCUCAGUUACUGACGUCGUCGUCGUCGUCGGAUGCUCCGACUGCUAGCAAUGGUGAGACAUCACACAGUCCGGAUGAUACGUCGUCGGGUAGCAGUCUGAGACUCGAAUCGAAUACGACGCCUGUUGAUGUUGACGACUCGUUGCAGCUGUAUGCGUUGAGUCCUCCUGAAGUGAUGAAGCCUCCGGCUGUAGGACGAGGACGACGACAAGGCGGGAGAGGCCGAAGGAGAGGCGGACGGAGACGAGGCCCGGCACCUAAACUCACAAGGAAAGACUCCGAAUCGAGUCAUCGUAUCCACGGAUCAAUGAGCAGCUGCAGCAGCAGCGCAAACAGCGACAGUGAAGAGCUUGCCUUCUCACUUCCGGAUCUCUCAGUUGGCGACUUCUCACCGAACCCGAAAUACAUUGUUGAUUUCAGCAAUUCAUCGUAUAGUCCGAACGAACGUAUUGACAUCCUGCGAACGAAAAUCGAUGAGAUGAGACACGAAUACUCGAGUCUGAAGUCCGAGGUCUUGAAUAUUGACCGGAAACGGAAACGAGCGAGAAAACGGUUGCGAGAACGGCAGAGAGCUUUAGCUGGGGAAGAGGUGAAGAGAGAAACGUGACGUAUUGGGACUUUUUUCACUUUUGUCUGUAAAUGAGAGGUUAGAGUAUGGCUAUUAGGGUUGAGAUCUUGAAUUUUAUUGUUUGUCGGAUUUAUGGCAAUUUACACGGUGAUGACUUCUGAGUUCA